UUUCUGGAAAUAGUCCUUGAGCGUCGGCGUUUUGCCCGCCAGGGCCCGCAGCGGUGCGCGGGGCUGGAGCGGCGGGAGGGCGGUGCGGGUCCGGCUGCAGCCCCCGCGCCCUGCCCGCCCCCUCCGCGGGUAACGGGGCCGGCGGGGCCGGCGGUGGCGUGAUCCCGCCCAGCGCACCGGGCACGGCCGAGACCGAGCCGCCCUGCGCGCCGCUCCGCCGGUGCGCUCCGCUCCUGCGCCGGUGCGCUCGGGUCCUCCGCCGGUGCGCUCCGCUCCUGGACUCGGCUGCGCCGGUGCGCUCCGCUCCUCCGCGGGUGCCCCUCGGAUCCUCUGCCGGUGCGCUCGGAACCCUCCGCGGGUGCGCUCGGGUCCUCCGCGGGUGCCGUUGGGUCCUGCGCUCGGCUCCGCGGGGGCGCUCCGCUCCUCCGUCGGUGCGCUUCGGGUACCCUGCGGGUGCGCUCCGCUCCCCCGCGGGUGCCCUUGGGUCCUGCACUCGGCUCCGCGGGUGCGCUGCGGCUCCUCCGCGGGUGCGCUUGGCUCCUCGGCUCGGCUCGGUGCGUUUGAGGGGGCUCGGCAGCUGCGAGCGUCCCCGCGGCGGGCAUGGCCCCGCGGGCGCUGGCGCUGGUGCUGGUGCUGGUGCUGGCACGGGGGGCAGCGGAGCUGGUGGAGGAGCUGGUGCUGGCCCUGGGGGCGGCCGAGGAGGGGGCAGCCGCCGUCGGGGCUGCUCCGUCGGGACCCGCUGCCUUCCAUCGCGCCGCCAAGGCAUCGUGGCGGCUGCCUGGGCGCUACGUGGUGAUGCUGCGGGCAGGCAGCGGCGAGGCUGAGGUGCGAGGCACGGCACAGCAGCUGCAGGCCCGGGCAGCGUGGCGGGGAUACCUGACCAAGCUGCUGCAUGUCUUCCACCUCCUGCCCGCCUUCCUGGUGAAGAUGAGCAGCGACAUCCUGGACAUGGCGCUAAAGCUGCCGCAUGUGGAGUACAUUGAGGAGGAUGCCUAUGUUUUCGCCCAGAGCAUCCCCUGGAACCUGCGCAGGAUCAUGCCACCACAGCCCAGCUCAGGCACCUACAACCCUCCCAAUAAAGGUGACCUGGUGCAGAUCUACCUGCUGGACACUAGCGUGCAGAGCACCCACCGGGAGAUUGAGGGCAGGGUGUUUGUGACCGACUUUGGGAGCAUCCCUGAGGAGGACAGCACCCACUUCCACAAGCAGGUCAAGUGUGACAGCCACGGGACACACGUGGCUGGGGUGCUGAGUGGGCGUGAUGCCGGCGUGGCCACGGGUGCCAAGGUCCGUAGCCUCCGUGUGCUGAACUGCCAGGGGAAGGGCACCAUCAGCGGGACCCUCAUCGGCCUGGAGUUUAUCAAGGCAACGCUGGAGGCUCAGCCCUACGUGCCGCUGGUCGUGCUGCUGCCCUUCGCUGGCACCUACAGCCGUGUGCUAAACGCCGGCUGCCGGCGGAUGGCACGGAUGGGGGUGGUGGUGGUCACGGCUGCCGGUAACUACAAGGACGAUGCCUGCCUGUACUCGCCAGCAUCUGAGCCAGAGGUCAUCACAGUCGGUGCCACCAACAGCGAGGACCAGCCGGCCUCCUUCGGUACCCUAGGCACCAACUUUGGCCACUGUGUGGACCUGUUUGCCCCGGGAGAUGACAUCAUCGGUGCCUCCAGCGACUGCAGCACGUGCUUCACUGCGCAGAGCGGGACAUCACAGGCAGCUGCACAUGUGGCAGGCAUUGCCUCCGUGCUGCUCAGCGCCGAGCCCCAGCUGAGCCUCGCCGAGCUCCGGCAGCGCCUCCUGCACUUUGCCACCAAGAACGUCAUGGACAUGGCGUGGUUCCCUGAGGAGCAGUGGCUUCAGACCCCCAACAGCGUGGCUGGGCUGCCUGUCUGGCUGGGCACAGAUGAGCAGCUGUACUGCCGCUCGGUGUGGUCGGCACGCUCAGGGCUCACCUGGCAUGCCACGGCCAUGGCCCGCUGUGCCGGUGCCGAGGAGAUGCUCGGCUGCUCCAGCUUCUCCCACAGUGGCAGGCGGCUGGGGGAGCACAUGGAGGAGAAGGACGGGCAGAAGCAGUGCGUGGCCCACAAUGCUUUCCGGGGCCAGGGUGUCUACGCCAUUGCCAGGUGCUGCACAUGGCCCAGGGCUGAGUGCCGGAUCCAUGCCAGCUCCCCGGCUGCUGGGGGGGCCGGCUGCUCCCUGCAGGACCACGUGCUGACCGGGUGCAGCUUCCACUCGCCCGCUGUGGUGCUGGGUGACGGUGGCAGACCCAUCACGGGGCUGGGGAGUGAGCCCAGUCACUGCGCCAGCAGGACGGAGGUGAUGGCGCAUGCCUUGUGCUGCCCCGCUGCCAGCCUCGAGUGCCGGCUGAAGGAGCACACGUCCCUGGGCCCUACAGAGAAGGUGACGGUGUCCUGUGAUGAUGGCUGGACACUGACGGGCUGUAAUGCCCAUUCCCAGAGCCCCGGCACCAUGGGAGCCUACGCCGUGGAUGAUACCUGUGUGGCAGCCAGUGUCCGUGGCAGCAGCACGGCUGUGGUCGUUGCCAUUUGCUGCCGGAGCCGGCAGUAGGGAUGGGCUGAGCUGGAGACAUGGCUGCCCUGGCCCGGGGUGCUCAGGGGAUGGGUGCUUUGCUGCACUGCUGCAUCCCCAGCUCGGCACUUUCCCAGGUCUGAGCUGCUGCUCCCGGCAUGGGCCACACGCUGACACGUGGCUGCCGAUGACCUGUGUGCUUGGGCUGCCUUGAUGGUGGGGUAUGGGCUCAUCCCCCUCUUGCACGCAGCAGGGCUGAGACCCAGGGCAGCUCUGCAGGAGCUCCCUGAGCAGCCCCCGUGCUGCCAGAGCCCUGCCCCGUCGCAGGACUCAUCCCUUCCUCACCCUGUACCACGUUUUUCUAUGAAAACCCCUGACUGUAUGAGCUGUCUCGAGGCUGUUUGUUUGUGUUGUGACCCAGCAUAUAAUAAAACCACUUCUUUAAAAAAAGAACAAAAAAAACCCCUAAAAAAACCCUGUGGUGAGGAUUGCUCCUUUCUUGCCUGUUUAGUUGCUCAUUAGAUGUCAGCUAAUGCUGUUUAGCACCUGGAAAAUCAUCGUUUAGCCAUUUUUUGGCAGUUUCAUAAUUGCCUACUCAUGUACCUAGGAGGCUCCCUUACUUUUUAGUCAAGUGUAAGGGCUGUAGUUUAAACAGUCUGCUUGUUUAAUUAGAUUUUAAUCUGCAUUGCUACAGUCAGCUACUGCUUUGUUAAGUGGGUUUUUUUUUUUGUUUUUUUUUUUUUGGUUUGUUCUUAAGUCAAAGUUAAUGAUCUGCUGGUGUUAUGUGUUUCUUUAACGGUUUCCCUUUCAGGUCUCCCCACAACACAUAGAACUAGCUGUAAUUCCUUUUAAAAAAGGAAGAAGAAGAAAAAGCUUUUAUAGCAUCUUAGUUUUUACAUUUGUACCUUAAAUAUUUAUUUUGAAUUUUAUCAAUAAACAUUUUAUAAAUGUCUCUUUAAAAUAAAAUUCAUAGACCGGUGCUUGGUA
Falco peregrinus (peregrine falcon) is the source of this 3513-nucleotide messenger RNA. It is a transcript of the gene PCSK9, whose product is annotated as proprotein convertase subtilisin/kexin type 9. The coding region runs from base 601 to 2565 and encodes 654 amino acids. The record is from RefSeq and is a predicted model, not a curated record. Gene Ontology annotation, biological process: proteolysis. The transcript is spliced from 12 exons. Gene Ontology annotation, molecular function: serine-type endopeptidase activity. NCBI's taxonomy places the organism in Eukaryota, Metazoa, Chordata, Aves, Falconiformes, Falconidae.